Molecule: messenger RNA, 1523 nt
Organism: Erigeron canadensis
Lineage: Eukaryota; Viridiplantae; Streptophyta; Magnoliopsida; Asterales; Asteraceae
Product: SUN domain-containing protein 1-like
Exons: 2
Coding region: 217-1365 (382 amino acids)
Biological process (GO): nuclear envelope organization
Cellular component (GO): nuclear envelope
Molecular function (GO): protein-membrane adaptor activity
Source: RefSeq, a predicted model, not a curated record
UCAAAAAUAAAAAUAAUAAAAUCUGGGCGAUUCGCGAGAUUUGAACCGGGAGAAUCGUUGCAAUUCAAAUCGAUUCACCAACACUACAUCAAAUCUACGGUUUCCCUCUCUUAUAAUAUCUCUCUCUCUCUCUCUCUCUCUCUCUCUUUUUUUUUUCCCAAAUCAUAUCACACUUAUUCAUAAUCCGCCCCUUUUCUUUGUCUCAAGCAAAAAACAAUGACAGUCGACGCCAUCUCUUCACCCGUUUCACGCCGAAAAUCAACAACCGCCGUCGAAAAACCCAAAUCUCGCUCUCCCCGGACCCGAACCACCCCGAAAAAAUCACACCCAAAACCCUUAUGGAAAACCAUUCUCAGUAUAUUCAUCAAGAAUUCCAUCCUUCUACUUAUACUAAUCCUUUUAGUCAAAAUGGUAACUAAAUUCGCUUCCUUUAACACAAACGAUUUAUCGUAUUAUUCGUACGAAAAAAGAUUCGAAGAAAUGGAUGUUUUCUUGAAAACCACCACUAAAAUGAUCCAAAACCGAGUUGAUUUCAUUGAUCAAAAGAUUUCAAAAGAAACCGACGGUUUGAAAACCGAAUUGGUCAACAGAAUUGAUGAUAACCGGGCUGAGUUUACAGCCCGGUUUCAAGAAUUGGGUCAAAAAGUUGUAAAAAAAUCGGAAAUUUCUCAUUUGGUGACCAAAGAUGAAUUUGGUAUGUUUUUAGAUCAUGAAUUCAAGAAUGGGUUUAAAGGCGGAUUUGGGGAUUCUAUAAAACUUGAUAAAGUUAAACAAUUUGCUAAAGAAAUUGUCGAAAAUGAAAUUGAGAAACAUUCUGCAGAUGGGAUUGGCAGGGUGGACUAUGCGGCUGCGUCUGGUGGGGGUAAGAUUGUGAGUCAUUCGGAUUGUUUUUAUCGAAAGGUUUUUGAUAAGUUGAAGUGGAAAAAUAGGGUUAGUGGGGAUGCUGUGAACAUGCUGCAGCCGAGUUUUGGUGAGCCUGGACAAUGUUUUCCGCUUAAAGGGAAUAACGGGUUUGUUGAAAUUAAGCUUAGGACUGCUAUAAUUCCCGAGGCUAUAACUCUUGAACACGUUGCCAAGAGUGUGGCAUUUGAUAGAUCAACCGCUCCCAAGGACUGCAGGGUCUUUGGAUGGUUGCACAACAAGGGUUCAGAACAGAUACAAUUGCUUACAGAGUUUGUGUAUGACCUUGAAAAGAGCAGUGCUCAGACUUUCAAUGUUUUGUACACAGGAGGAUCAAGCAUUAUUGAUACAAUCAGGCUAGAUUUCACGUCCAAUCAUGGAAACCCGGAACAUACAUGCAUUUAUCGGUUAAGGGUGCAUGGUCAGGAACCCCAUUCAUUGUCAUCCCUUGCAUUGCAGUCAUGACUUUUAUGUUCGUAAUGUUCUGUCAUGUCUUCGUAUGGGUUUUGAACGAUAGUUCAGUAUGUUACUUAAGCACUUGAAGUUUGUUUUAGAUCCAUAUUAUAUGUAUGUACAUUGUUAUGGAUGGUUGGAGAAGCAAGUGUUGACAGAUUAUCUCUCAA